Molecule: messenger RNA, 381 nt
Organism: Arthroderma uncinatum
Lineage: Eukaryota; Fungi; Ascomycota; Eurotiomycetes; Onygenales; Arthrodermataceae
Product: splicing factor 3B subunit 5
Exons: 2
Coding region: 1-381 (126 amino acids)
Biological process (GO): mRNA splicing, via spliceosome
Cellular component (GO): U2 snRNP; precatalytic spliceosome
Source: RefSeq, a predicted model, not a curated record
AUGGCUGAUAAACUGCGCACACUCCAAAACCUCGAGGCACUCCAGGCCCGUUACAUAGGCACCGGACACGCCGAUACCACCAAGUACGAAUGGACGUCUAACAUCAUUCGCGAUAGCUAUGCCUCGUACAUCGGCCAUCCGCCAUUGCUUCAAUACAUGGCUAUCGGCAUGGGCGAACCAAAGGAGAAAGUUAGAGCUAUGAUGGUGGAAAAAAUGGUUCGUGGAGCAGGGAAUCCGCCAGACACUGAUUUGAUGGGUGGGUUUGGGGACAGUCCGCUGAAGGAGUUGAUGGGCGAUAGCCAUUCCGGCACGAGGAAUCAGAACGAUACGCUGCGAGUUAGAACCUGGCCGAUUGAAAUGAGAAUACCGUACUGCAAGUGA